AUGUGUAUAAGAGACAGGGAUGAAGCUGAUGCAGGCCCUUCUGGAGACCUAGGUGCUGAUAAUUCAUCAAACAUAGAGACCAAUGAGGUAGAGCAAGAAAAACCUGAAGAAACUCCUGUUGAAGAAGAACCAAUGGAAGCAGAAUUUGAAAAAGAAGAUGAAAAACCACAUGAACCAGCCCCUGAAAGAGAUGUCACUGAAAAAGAGGAUGUCGAACCAGCCAAAGACGCACCUACUAAGCAAGAGCAAACAAAAGUGGUGGACGGCAGCUUGGAACAAACUACUGAAGAUAAACAGGACUCGGCCCAAGAACAAGUUGUACCCGAUCAAAAACCUGAAGAAUUAACAUCGACAAGAGAAUGCAAGACUGAUGAUGAUAAGUCUGUUGAAACAGCAGAAAUUGAAACUGACAAACCGACAGAGGAACCAACAAAGGAACCAACACCGACAGAGGCACCGGCAGAGGUUGAAAUCCAAGAAGAUUUAAAACAAGCAGAAAUUCAAGAAGUUUGUGAAGAAAAAAUAGCUGGGAAAGAACAGGUGGCAAGCACAGAAGAAAUAGAAAAAUUAUCAACUGAGGGAAAAAAUGAAAAUGAUGUAAAGAAUGUGGAGGACACAAGUCAACAAACAAAGGAGAAGGUUGAGGUGACAAAUGGACAAUCAGACACCAAACAUCUUCCAUCAACUGAUGCCACUGCUGUGAUUGAAUCACCACAGAAGGUCGACAGUCAGUCACCGGGGGUUAUAAGCGUUGGUACUAACUAACAGCUUUUAUGAUAAAUCAAUAGUUCAUCAUAUUUGUUUUCUUCAUUUUUUUUCCUAUUUUUUCUGUGGACUCUUAAUUUAACAAACAAAGGUAAUGAGAAAAAAAAUACUAAUUAAUUUGAUGAAGCUGGAACAAAGGAUGUUUUUGCAUGAUAUGGAAGAAUAUAACAAUAACUUGAUAAUAGUGACAUAAGAUGAUGUAGUAUUAUUUUGAUUGUGAAAUUACUUAGCAUUUUCGACUAAGCAAAACUCCAUCUUUGCAGCUGUGCCCCUAAUGAGGAGUGAAAUUUCCCGUGCUACAGUAGGAGGCCUAAAAUACAAGGUGCAUUGAUAGUAGGAUAAAUGUAUGUUUUAAAAGUGAAUUACUGAUUUGUAUUUGUGGCGAACACAAGCCAAACCAGUUAUUGCUCACAAAUUGUGUUUCGGAGAUAAUGGCCAAAACAUGUUGGAAUGUCAACAUUUUCAAAAUGUAUUUUAUUGCACAAAACUAAACUUUAUAUCUAUACAUCAUGCUUUGUUGAUAUUUUCUCCAUAUUUGACGUUACAACAACAUUUUUACGAUUUAAGGAUGGUCUUAGCCUAAGAAAGGUCCGAAAUUGUAAACUUUGUAGGCUGAUUUCUCAAAUACUGUUCUUUAAACAGCUGUAUAUUUAAACUUGGAUUUAAAUUAUUCUUUUGUCAUUUUAUAACUUUUAUUUUACUGCCUAAACCCUGUAUUUAAUAACUAAAAAUCAGAUUUUUGCAAAAAGUGACUGGUUUGGCUUGUCUUUGGUACAUUUGAAUACCUGUAAUAAUUGUGACUCAACCAACAAGAUAGGUGAUUAGAGUCAACCAGUCACGAAAGAUGAUGCAAUUCAGUUCAUAGCAUAUUGUUUAAUUUUUAAUAAUUAUUUACAUUUAUUCAGCAUUAUUCAGCAUUAUUUUACAAUCAAGCUUUAGCUUCCAAUUAACUAACUUAUUGAAUAUCAUUUUAUAAAUUGAACACUUCUGGCAAAAAUAGAAUACCACACUGUAUGUGGAAAUUUAGUGGGAGUUGUUUUUUUUUUUAUUCAAAGUUUAUUAUAAAAUGAUAAUCAACUUGUGUAUGUGUUUUUCUAAUUUGUUUUACAAUUUAUAUUUAAAAUUAAAUUUAAUUAUGACAAGCUCUGCUUGUGUUGAACUCAUUACCAUAAAAUCUAAAAAAUAUCUAACAACAUUUAACAUGAAAUUGUAAUUUGUAAUUCACUUUCAAAAUAGUUAAUUAUAUUUGUAAAAAAGAAAAGAACGAAUUUGAUCGAAGAUCAUUAUUUACUUUUAAAGCUCUUUUAAAGAGUAGCAUGUUGUUAUGGUGCUUAUCCUUUCUCCACCUUUUGUAAUCGCCUUAAAAUUACCUUUUUUUAUAACACAGUAUUGUGAUAAUGGACAUGUGCCCAUUGUGUAUGUUCUGCAUAUAAUGAUGUUAGCUUUAUCUUUUAUAGUGUGGUCAUUGGGUAUUGUCAGCAUAUAUCAAAGUGAUAGGUCAUCUAACUUGACAAAGGUAGUUAAUUUACGCAUUUUAUUUCAUUUCGUAAAAUAAUUUUGUUUUCCUUUAUUUACACAACUCGGAGUGUACUCUUUAGAUAUUAACUCAGGAAUAUAAAGCCCUUGGUAAAAGAUACAAUUCAAUCAUCAAUAAUUGUCAACAUGCCAAGAUAGAAAAUUAUCUACUAUAUUUUUUCAGCUGCCAAAAGAGGAAAGUGUGAUCAUUUUUUCUUAAAUGCUUGGAUUUGUUAAAACAACAGUUAGUUUGUCAUACAAAUCGUGGGUUUUUAUUAGAGACAUGUAGUUACAAGCAACUAACAUUCACAAAGUUUACUCUUAAGUUAUUGUUAACAGAGCCUUUAAAAUGUAUGGUUUUCGAUGGAUAUUUUGUAAAUAAUAUGUAUCGACGUAAUGGUUAUGUGUUGUAUGAUGAGUGACAAUCCAAUCACCUUAUCCGCUGUUAGUUCUCUUUACUAAUGAAAGUGGCUCUCUAACAUGCUGGCGUCUUAAUUCAUGUCGGGGGUCACAUUCAUCCAUUUAUGUUUGUUAAAAUACAACAUCCAUAGCUGUCUCUCAUGUGAUUGGUUACAAUACAGAGCAUAACCCUAUCAAGUGUUGAAAUGUAUUGUUAACACAUAUUUAAAGUCAGUAAUACAUUGAUGUGUAUCCUACCCAACUUAACAUUGUUUGACCAAACUUUGACAGUGUAUACUUUUUUUCAGUAUGGUCCUAUAAAAUCGAACAAAUUGUUUCUUAAGUCGGACAAGUCUGUUUCGUGAAAUAAAGUUUGAUCAACAAUUGUUUCGUCUGACGGACUAAUAUCUAAUAAUGUGAACAUGGCUUAAGAUGCCAGCUGUUACGAGAGUCUUUUUAAAACAUGUUUAAUUGACAAGUUUUUGGAUACUCGCCAGUUGUACAGACUAUUUUAGCAAAUUUCUUAGGAGCUUUUAUUAAUAGUUGUUGAUUAUUCGGUGUAGAUUUGUUCCGACGAUUCGUUGUGCUUGCUAUAGAUUACGUGAUUUCAACAAGUUUUGUGAUAUCGAUUUGCAUGAGGAAGUAACCAGGAGUAGUUAGAAUUAAGCUGUUUGUAUGCAAUCACCCAGAUGGACAAUUCAAAGUUGGACAAAUGGUUUAGAAAUGUGCUUUCCAAUAAAAGUUAUAUACAGUAGUUUGAAA
This is a messenger RNA of Anneissia japonica, 3441 nucleotides long. RefSeq names its product neuromodulin-like. The transcript is spliced from 8 exons. Lineage: Eukaryota; Metazoa; Echinodermata; Crinoidea; Comatulida; Comatulidae. The coding region runs from base 1 to 765 and encodes 254 amino acids. The record is from RefSeq and is a predicted model, not a curated record.